AUGCCUCCUCUCCCUCCCCUCAGCCUCGCAGUCAUGUGCCUCCUGCUGCUAGCGCUUGGCCCAGGACAAGCUCAGGGGCUCUAUGUGCUGCAGUCAACCUUCAGCUCAAGUCAGUGCGACGGGCUGCCGAUCGAGAUGGUCUUCAUGGCCAGACAGGACAGAAUGGCGGACCUGUGCUCCAACCCCUCUUGCCUGCCCCAGCUGCAGUAUGUGCCGUCAACGGUCCUCCCUCAAGGGACUUACCGCAACGUUGACUGCUCGCUCGAGGCUGCUGACUUGACGGCGAUCUCUAACGUCCAGCAGAGCUACGGGGUGUUUGUGCUGUGGCCGUGGGUCAGCGCUUGUAAAGGAGAGGCGGCGAAAGCUCUCUUGUUUGUCAGCGACAUGUACAUCAAGUUCGACUGUGCGAGCGAUAAAGUCAACAUGUGCUACGACUCGGCAUGCUCUUCCUGCUACGAGCCGCAGGUCCUCGACUCAAGCAAGUGCUAUCGGAAUGCUGGGUCGACGUUUCAGUUCUCGUUCGACUGGUCGUGGACGUUUCACUGCUCGACGCUGAGCAACUUCAACAGCCUGUGGAACGACGGCAAGGACGCCAACGUCACCAGCGUGAGGCCGUUGUUGUCUACAACAGACGUGGACGCGAUGGGAGGCUACGAGAAGUCGAAAGUUGUGCAGCGCACCGAGAUGCUGCUGUCCUUCACGCUGGGGCUGGCGAACGAGGCAGACGCUUGCGCGCUACUGCAGGUAGGAGGGUCUGCUGCUGGUCAGGGGGACGUGACGUGUGCUGGAUGGCUCAGGCUGACAUCUACGAGGAAACUUGCAAUAAGACUGUGCUGUCAUGUCCAGCAGAGGCUCUCGCUUAUCAACUCCUCCUACUUUGGAAAUGCUACCGCCUCGAGCUUCAUUCGCAAUCGUUACUGGUACUGGUGCGACCCCCUAUGUUUGACCUGCAAAGAUUCUCAAUGCACUGAGUGCUUGACGCGACUUGUUCCCAACUUGACAGUUUGGUUCGGAGAGAUAGCAAACUUUACGAAGCUUGACAACUAUGAGCAGUCAAGAGCUUACUUCAGAGAGAACUUUCGUUACGAGGUCGACCUCAACCGCGAUUCUUUCCUCUCCUUCCAAGAAUUCUCCCGCGUCGUCGGCAACGCGACCUCGUACGCCAUCGGAAACCUCAGCGGAACCGAAGUUCUCUUCCGCAUCCUCGACCGAUCGGGGGAUCGCAGGAUUGACAUCCUCGAGUACGCCGACGGCAUGGCAGCAGGAGCCAUCUCCACUCGUCCGCGCGUCCUCUGGCCCAACGUCACCGCCUGCCAUGGCGCCAUCGCCUUCCCCAAGUUCUUCUGGUGUCCUGCGACCGCGCAGACGUACGCGGACGAGCGCAGCUGCGUUCUCGCAUGCCCUUCCUACUGCAAGGACUUGACAACUAGCACCGGGUGGCAGUACGAGCAGCUCAGCGUCGUAGUACCCCUCAUGCAGGUACAAGAUGACCCCCUCCUAGCCAACCUACCCCGGGUGCUCACCCCCUACAUCGGAGGGGUGAUGCAGAGAAAGGAGCAGGACUACCUGGUCUACGUCCUCAACGAGCCCAACGCCCCCAGCAGGUCGAUCUUCCUCCGCCCCGACGCCUCCUUCCUCUGGCUCCUCAAGGCUGGCAGGGGCUGCCCCUCUCUCGCCUCCGACUACAGGUGCGGCACCUGCCCGGGCAUGCAGCCAAACUAUCGGAUCAACUUCAGAGUCUACGACGCAGAGACGGCGAGGGAGUUUGCGCUGUCGAGCUUGAGGGUCUUGUUGAGCUGGUGCUGUGAUGGGGUCUGUCCUGGUGGGCUCCUCUUCAACUCCUCUUCCGACGCUCCUCUUCCUCCUUCCAACCUCUCCGCCACCUCCUCCUUCGCCCUUUCCAUCCCUGCCGGAACCUACCUCAUCUCGGUUCAGACCAGCGGUUACAACUUCACCCAGCAGAGGGUAACGGUCUACGACACCACGGUCAACGUGUCCAUCCCCAUCUUCAGGAACCCAGCUGGGAACGAGAUCGUGCUGGCCCUCAGCUGGGGAAUGUACCCCUCGUCCUUGCGCCUGCGGGCGCAGCUGGGGGGUACAGUCUACGUCUCGAGCGCGGCAGCGAUCUACAAGAACGACGAGCUGACGUCGUGGGAGAUGCUCGGGCAGAAGCCGGACCUUAUCAGGAUCGUCAUGCAACAGUCAGCUGGCAACUUCGUUCCCACCUCCUUCAACCUUUCAGUCGCAGUCCAGCACCAGGACUCCCCCCUGCUCUCCUCCAGCCAGACCUUCGUCGGAGGAGAGGAGGUGCAAGUGAUCUCCUCCUCCGGAGUUCUUGUGAGAAAGUCGCUCUCGAGAGGAGGAGGAGACUACUGGCGGCUCGGUAGGCUCGACGUCAAGUCUUCAACCAGCGCGCUACUGGUGGAGGACGAAGGGACGUCCCCGUACAGCAAGCCGUUUGCCCUCAGCUGCAGUCAAGCUCUGGGAGGUGUUUGCAGCUCGUCGACCUCCAUAGCUGGAGUCAGCAUCGGCUGCUGCUCCUCCACCACCAUCGGAUGCAGCGGCAGGUUGUGCGACCCCCUGAGUACCUGCAAGUGCCCGUCCUCCUCCUCCUGCUCUUUCUACUCCCUCUCCUCCCCGGGCACCUCCUGCGGGGUGGGGGCAUCGUUCGCUGCAGAUGCAGAUCUCUCCUCCUGCCAGCCCUCCCUGUGCAAGGGGGACGUCUCCUUCAGCGGAGCUGGGCUCAUGACGACUCUCACCUACUCUCCAGCUGAUCAGAGAUGCACCACGGCUCCUUCGUCUUUCUCCCCCCGGAUCGAGUACGGCAUCUGCAAGCGAGCUUGUGACUUCAGCAUCCUCCCAGCUGCCGUUCCCUGCCCCUACGGGACCAUCCCAGCUCCCCUUGACAACCUGCUCGCCUGCUCUUCCUUCCUCUGCGCGAACACCACGGGCAUCCUCGCUGCAGCUGGAGUCUUCCCGGCCCUCUCGGUUGCCAACGCCUUCAGCUGGUCCCUUGUCAUCCGGGGGGACGGCACCUGCCACGUCAGCCCCCCGUUGGGCUACCCCGAGGCGACUGAGGGGGUCAGGGACGAAACUCUGAACCUCUGCAUGGCAUGCCCAGCUGGAUCCUACCUGAACCUCACUAGGGUGUCAGAAUGGAGGCCAACGAAGACGUGUCAAGGUUGCCAGGAGACGACGGUCUGGAAGCUUCUCUACUCCCGCAGCUCGGGGUGGCAGGGCAAUGUGCUGGACGCAGGAGCUGACUGGUGGAGUCAGAUGAUCCUCUCCGGAAACUCAAUCUUCCGCCGCAACUGUCCUUCCUGCUCCAACUCUUCCGCCCUCGUCUACUACAAGGUCACGGCGUCCGCCUACACCAACAAGCUCUGGUCGAGCAGGAUGCUCCAUUCGAUCCUCACGCAAGACUGGACGACCAGCCAGCCAGGACACACCCUGCACGUGGACUUUGAGCUGUACAGCACCGAGUCGGAUGCGACAACGGGAAGGAACCCAUGGAUUGUCUGCCAGAACUUCACCGCUCCCAAGCCGCUGACCUCCUUCUUCACUGCUGGUUUCGGUAAAUGCAGCUCGAUCUUGGAGGGCAAAGAUCCCUGGGGUGCGGGGGUAGGGCUCAACGUAUCCUCCUCCAUCUUCAUCCUCUCAGCGCGAGAGACGAACUGCAACUGCGACUACUCAGCCUAUACCAUGAUCCCUCAUGACACCUGCGUGUCCUGUCCUGCUGGCAAGACUUCGAAAGGCUACAUAACGCGAGAGCAGGAAUGUGUUUAA
Messenger RNA from Guillardia theta CCMP2712, 3786 nucleotides. RefSeq lists its product as hypothetical. Lineage: Eukaryota; Cryptophyceae; Pyrenomonadales; Geminigeraceae. The record is from RefSeq and is a predicted model, not a curated record. The transcript is spliced from 19 exons. The coding region runs from base 1 to 3786 and encodes 1261 amino acids.